AAUUUCAGCAGAGCUUGUUGUACUGAACCUGCCCAGUGUCAGUGAUGGCAAGGCUCCCAAGUGCUGCACCGCAUCCCCUCUGGAUCCUUUUCUUUUCAUAUACAACAAAUGAAGUUGUGGCUGCAGGACGUGUGCAGGAAUUUGCAUGCUUCACUGACUAUGACAAAGAGCUGGUUUGUCACUGGAAGGUGUCUGCACAAACAAAUUGCUCCAAAGAAUUCCUGCUCUACUACAGGAAGGAAUUUUUUUUCUUGCCAAAUCACGUGUGUGUCCCUGAGAAUGGAAAAGACAGCUUAAGGUGCACUUGCACAAUACGUCCGGAUUAUUUUGUGUCAGGCCUCACAUAUAUUCUAGCUCUACAGUUCAAUGGGACUGAAAUGUGGAAUUACAGUGUUACACCAGCCCUGGUUGUUAAGCCAAGGGCCCCCAAAAAUCUUGCCAUUGGGAAAGCUGAGAAUGGUAAUUUCAACCUGAGCUGGGAGGACAGCUACUCUCCCCCAUCUAUGCUCUCUGGACAGCCGGUCAUCUAUGAAGUGAAGUACUGGAGGAAGCAGCACCCAACAGAGGUUUCUGUAAAAGCGAUUAACUACCAGGCAAAUAGCUUUGAAAUUACUGCAAGCUCCUUGAGGAGAGGCUAUGAUUACGUUGCGAGUGUCAGGUGUAAUUAUACAGACUACCCAGCCUACUGGAGUGAGUGGAGUGAAGGAGUUGAGUUUCACUAUGGUUACCAUGUGACAGCUGAGGACAUUCUGCAGAUGGUUGUGCCUGUAUCCUGCAUACUGAUCAUGGCAGUAUCAGUGAUUUGUUACUUCUGUUUUACCAAAGCGAAGAAGGAAUGGUGGGAUCAAAUCCCAAAUCCAGCAAAGAGCCAUUUGGUCGUAAAAAAUGUCAAGUUUUCAGUUUUGUGCUACAUUGAUGAAAUUAAGUUCCCUUUCCAUGACUUAAAGCAGAGUCAUACGGAAAACCAAAUAAGUUGCAAGAACUGUCUGGCUCAAAGUUUGUCAAGCCAAAACUUCAAGGGAAAACAUAACAUCAGAAAUGCUGAGAAAUCCUGCAGUUGCCGCAGCAAGUCUGGAGAGUGGUUUCCAGAAGGCAGCAGUGCAGUUUUAACCCCUGAGACAAUUCUGGUUGAAGAGUCUAUAGAAAUCUGUGAAUGUAUAACAGACAUUGAGGCUGAGAGCCAGGAAGAGACUAGUGACCAGAUCAGCAUGUUUGAGCCUUGUGAGAGCAGCGUCGGUGCUUUCAGAGAGCACACUGAACACAAUGAUGCCCUCGCUAGCAUGUUUAUUGAGCUCCUGGCAGAUGAAAACAACAUGCAAGACAGUAAAGACCUAGACAUCAUCACAGGACUGCAGUGCAAGUAG
Molecule: messenger RNA, 1364 nt
Organism: Pterocles gutturalis (yellow-throated sandgrouse)
Lineage: Eukaryota; Metazoa; Chordata; Aves; Pterocliformes; Pteroclidae
Gene: IL4R
Product: interleukin 4 receptor
Exons: 10
Coding region: 45-1364 (439 amino acids)
Biological process (GO): cytokine-mediated signaling pathway; production of molecular mediator involved in inflammatory response
Cellular component (GO): membrane; external side of plasma membrane
Molecular function (GO): cytokine receptor activity; protein binding
Source: RefSeq, a predicted model, not a curated record